AUGUCAUUACCAGAAUUUAUCUCAUCUUGGGUCCAAAUCUCCAACAAAGAAGAUUUCAUGUUCCAACUCAAUGAUGCCGAUGAAAAUCAACUUGUAGUAGUUUACUUUGGUCAACCAAAUUGUAUUGCUUGCGAUUUGGUCAAAGAUUUUAUGAGAGCCUUACCAGGUAGAUACCCAAAUGCCGUUUUCUUCCAAGUUCCAUUUGGUUCCCCAGUUAACUGUUGA
Molecule: messenger RNA, 225 nt
Organism: Heterostelium album PN500
Lineage: Eukaryota; Evosea; Eumycetozoa; Acytosteliales; Acytosteliaceae
Exons: 1
Coding region: 1-225 (74 amino acids)
Source: RefSeq, a predicted model, not a curated record